Molecule: messenger RNA, 4080 nt
Organism: Eublepharis macularius
Lineage: Eukaryota; Metazoa; Chordata; Lepidosauria; Squamata; Eublepharidae
Gene: KCTD9
Product: potassium channel tetramerization domain containing 9
Exons: 12
Coding region: 34-1203 (389 amino acids)
Biological process (GO): intracellular signal transduction; protein homooligomerization
Molecular function (GO): protein binding
Source: RefSeq, a predicted model, not a curated record
CACAGGAGCAGCAAUAACUUUGAGGAGGGGGACAUGAGGAGAGUCACCCUCUUUGUUAAUGGCAGUCCCAGGAAUGGGAAGGUUGUGGCUGUUUAUGGGACACUCUCUGACUUACUCUCUGUGGCUAGCAGUAAGCUUGGAAUAAAAGCAACCAGCGUGUACAAUGGGAAAGGGGGACUUAUUGAUGACAUUGCAUUGAUCAGGGAUGACGAUGUUCUGUUUGUAUGUGAAGGGGAACCAUUUAUUGAUCCCCAGACAGAUAUAAACCCUCCCGAAGCAUUAACAGGAUCCCAUUCAGACUGGAUAACACUCAACGUGGGAGGACGAUGCUUCACAACAACUCGGAGCACUUUAGUUAGCAAAGAACCUGAUAGCAUGCUGGCUCGCAUGUUUAAAGACAAAGAUGCCUGGGGGAACAAAAGAGAUCACAGGGGGGCCUUCCUAAUAGACCGUAGCCCCGAAUACUUUGAGCCAAUUUUGAACUAUUUGCGUCACGGACAACUCAUUGUGAAUGAUGGCAUUAAUUUAUUGGGAGUCUUGGAGGAAGCCCGAUUCUUUGGAAUUGACUCGCUAAUUGAACAUCUAGAAGUAGCUAUUAAGAAUUCACAGCCAGCAGAAGAUCAUUCUCCAAUCUCCCGAAAGGAAUUUGUUAGAUUCCUACUUGCGACCUCAACGAAGUCUGAGCUUCGCUGUCAGGGUUUAAAUUUCAGCGGAGCAGAUCUCUCUCGUUUAGACCUCAGAUACAUAAACUUCAAGAUGGCCAACUUGAGCCGGUGUAACCUAGCACAUGCGAACCUGUGCUGUGCUAAUCUUGAACGGGCAGACUUGUCUGGAUCGGUUCUAGAUUGUGCCAACCUCCAAGGAGUUAAGAUGCUUUGUUCUAACGCAGAGGGAGCAUCGUUGAAAGGAUGUAAUUUUGAAGACCCCUCUGGCCUUAAAGCUAACCUGGAAGGUGCUAACUUGAAAGGUGUUGAUAUGGAAGGGAGCCAGAUGACUGGGAUUAACCUGCGUGUUGCAACUUUGAAAAAUGCAAAGUUAAAAAAUUGCAACCUUAGAGGAGCAACUCUAGCAGGAACAGACUUAGAGAACUGUGACCUGUCAGGCUGCGAUCUACAAGAAGCCAACCUGAGAGGCUCAAACGUGAAAGGAGCCAUCUUUGAAGAGAUGCUGACUCCUUUGCACAUGUCGCAGAGUGUCAGAUAAGCUACCAAAUGGUUUGGGAACGUUGCUGCAAUCUUUACUUCUUUUUUUCCUCCACCCUUUAUCCUUAAACUUGGAGUGACCUUAUGCAACUUGAGUUUUUCAAAAGUGCCUAAGGAACCGCCUCUGAUCACAUAGCUGUGGGCACGUCCCUUUUCCAUAGGCAGAGGAGUCACUGCAACCUUCUUGAGUGGAUCUGUGAAAACAUGGCGGCUUCAGAAGCAGCGCAGUGGCAGUUCACUCCAUGUGUUGGCAACUCAGUGUCAUUUCACUCCUGAAUGCAUCUUGGGAUUUUUUAAUUUAUAAAAGCACAAAUAUAUGCAAUUUAUAUUUAUUAAACCUAUAUUUGCAGUACAGACCUCUUGAGAUGGGUAAGCCCCGAUGCAGUGGUAAAAAUUCAGUUUGCAUCAAGCAUCUACAUACCGUUUUGUUCAUUUUGGCCUGUUGAAGGACAGGUGUGUAUUUCAGGACAAGGAGGGCAGCGGAAUGUGGUUCUCAUGUGCCUCAAUCACAACAGCCAGGUGCUGAGCUUCUCCAGGUGGAAAUGGCCGUGCUGCUGUCUUCUGUAGGGCCUGGGUCCUGCCGGGUACUUCCUUACCAUUCCUGGAACAUGUCAGGUUCCUGAACCUUGUCAUAGAGUUAAAUGUGCCCUGUUGUAACAGACUGGAACUUUUUUUGGCUUUUUUUCACUAUGGAAUUACAGGUGAGGCUGCUUUCUCAUACUGCUUUUUUACCUGUGCAAAGUUAAAUUUGACAUUGCUCAGGCAAAUUAAGUGAUGCAAGUCUGCCAUCUCCCACAGUCCCUAACUGAAGAGUGUUGGCAAAAAAUGCUAGAAAUUCUGAGCCUGGGAGUCUGGCCAGUGGAAAAUAUCUCUGGAGGAAUGUCAUAAAAUGCAGAAGAAACUUUAGACUACAAUUAGCUUUUUCCCAGUGGAAGAUGUUGAAGAUCUGGUCCAGAAUCCUUUUUCAGUAUCCUUAUAUUCGCUCUUCCACUCCCGCCAAUUUCUUAUGCCUAGUAAUUUGCCAUGGUCAUUUGUUUGGCUAGGAGACUAAAUCCAGAGCUUCACUGUCUGAAAUCCAAGCUGCUGUCUACAUGCAGGAGAAUGAAAGAGUAGAAUUCUAAGAUGUCAAAAUGAGCUGUACCACUUCAAACAGGGAUGGGGCUAUCAUAGUUUUACUACUUGUUUUAUUUAUUUAUUUAUUUUAUCGUAUUUAUAUUCUGCCCUCCCCGCAAGCAGGCUCCUUGCAACAAUACCUUGCCUGCAAAAAGGAAAAUUAGCACAACUAGGAAUAUAGCUCUGACUCAACCUUCUGCAUGCUGUGCUAGAUUUCUACUAAACAGGGUAUUAUGAUUGUAGGGGAGUGUUAAAUCAUGUAAUUCCUUGCCUGCAGGCUGAAGUGGUAUAGUCCAUUGUGCCACCUGUGUAGAGCACUCCUAAAAUACAAGUUUGUGGUGUUUGGCUAUGUGGCCUGUUCAUUAACCUCUGUCCUGCUUCUGUAUGUAUUCUUGUCAUUGUCUUCUUCCAGCAAUGAUGUGCCUCAUCACCUAUGCAAAAUAUAUUGCUGAGUUGCCCACAAGGGUGGAGGAGGAGCUAGUUGAUCCUCCGGAGUAGCUAUGCUGACCGUAGCUUGAAUGGGCAUAGGAACUAAAGCCCAGAGGAAGGCAGCACCAUUCUUCCCACCAAGUGACUUUCUCCCAAGACAUUGCUGCUGUAGUGCCAAUGCAAAACUUCUUUCCUCCUCUCUGUGUGUAUUACUGUAUGUACAAUCAAUACAAGCACAUGUAGGAACUUUUGAUACCAAAUAAAACUGGGUGCAAGCAUAAACCAUUACCUCAGCUACUGCCAAUGCUCUCACUGCUCUGAAUGAAAGACAUUCACAUUAAAAUAAAGGUGUGAAUGCUUCUGAAUAAAGGGGGCAGUCACCAUCUGUGACUUUAGUUAUAGGAGUGGGUGCCAGCUUGGCCUUACAGGAGGAUAAACUGAGAACUGCUGCAUGGACUUCUGCCAGAUCAGUUAUUUUACAUGUGACAAUGGCAUAGUUUAAGUACAUUCGCACGAAUGACUGCCAUGCAUCUUAAGUAUCGCAAGCACUCCCAUAGGCAUUAGGAAGAUGAAGCCAGUGCAGUUGUUGCAAGUGACCAGCUCUUUGCAGUUCUUUCGCGUGGAAGUGGAUUGUAUCCUGCCAAGAAAUCAGCACUUGAUCCAGCUACCCUGAAUUUUAACAUGGUAUAUUUGGAACUGUUUUCAUAUCAGCAAACAGUUUCCAGUCAAGUGACUCUCUCAUUUCAAUCGUUAAAGCUGGAGAGGAGGCUGAGGUUCUGUUUUCUUCCUCAAAAGCUGGAGUUUGUGAUUUCAAAAGAAACUUUGAGGAGCGAAACGUGGGCAUUUGCUGGGCCAUUCACCAAUAUGAUCCGGCUGUUGGGUGUUGUGCAUUUAGUUCAGUGGUACAAGGAAAUCCCACUUGCAAGUUAAAGUACCUCAGGCUUAUCCUUGUAGCCAGCUUCUUGCACCAGGAAUGCUGGAAUCGCUGCGGCUUCAGUGAUGUCCUGGGGGAGGAAGAAGCAGGCAAAGGUGCAGCAUUGAAGUCGCUACUGUGUUCCAGGCACUUCUACAGCAACGCAUAAGGGCUCUCGCAUCUCAAGAAACCAGUUUUUCUAUUUUUCUUUGUCCUAUUUUUGUAGCAGACAGGAGUCAAAUAUUGUAUCAGAGAAUUCUAUUUUCUUAAGCUGUCUGUAUAAUUUAUAUGUAAAGAAGCUUUUUUGCUGAAGUGAUGCCUCUUGCAUAAUCACAACAUUUGUUCACUUGCUAAAGGGACAGGAUGGGCCCAGGAGGCCGUUUCUGAGGACAGAUCACAUGCUGUUAUACAACCACAUCAAUA